Molecule: messenger RNA, 6252 nt
Organism: Oncorhynchus keta (chum salmon)
Lineage: Eukaryota; Metazoa; Chordata; Actinopteri; Salmoniformes; Salmonidae
Product: protein HEG-like
Exons: 14
Coding region: 207-4367 (1386 amino acids)
Biological process (GO): heart development
Molecular function (GO): calcium ion binding
Source: RefSeq, a predicted model, not a curated record
AUAACAGGCUUCUGUUUCCAGCACCACUGCACCACUUCACGGUCUGCAAAACGUGUUAAAAUUCAUCGGAUCAACUGAUGUUUAGGGUCUCCGAAGGUAUUUAAAAUUAUACAUUUUUGAAAAAUAUAGUUUCUGAUGGUGGCUGUGGGCACUUCGCUGCUACUUGUUUGGAAUAUACGCCUACCCGCCGCCGUUUUCGGGUCGUUAUGAUUAUGGAAACCUGCUAUUUGAGUCACGUAGUCCUAACCCGUCUUUCUCUGUUGGUCCUCUUGGUCGUUCUGAGACCCCUCAAUGCGUGGAUUUACACCUCCAGCAGCAACGAUAUGGAUAGGGCACUGGUAACGGGAGUAUACUUCUCUCCCCGGGUUACUAACUCUGAAGAAAUAACUGCCAUAACUGCCUUACCAAAAUACUUGUUUACUACUCCGGCAACUUCUACGGACUUUAGGGAGGUAUCAUCACCAUCAUCUGGAACAGAACUCCACCACAGAGUCAGGCAUUCCGAUGAGAGUGAGACACGGGCGUUGAGUGAAGACAAAUUAGCCACUGAACAAAACAUACGUCUCUCCUCGGGCUCAACCAGUUGGACAUCAGAAGGAACCCUUGGUUUGUCGACGGAGCAGAGGAGCUCUACCAUUGUAGUGUCUACAGAGGCUACCACACAGUGGGAGGACAAGACCAGACUAACAACAGACCACCUACCAGAGGCCUACUCUGGGCUCCCAGCACAGCUCAGGGCUUUGACUGAAACAAAACGCUCAGUAGAACUUAAGUCUGCGUCUGUUACGGAAGCCAGACCACCUCAGGACAGCCCUGAUGCUGACAGCAGUCUCAGAGGGGACCAGUCCACAAACCGAGGUACUGUGGAUCUCAGAGAAGACCAAUCCACAACCCAAGGCACAGUGGGUCUCAGCGAGAACCAGUCCAAUAUCCGAGGCACCAUGGGUCUCAGUGAGGACCAGUCCACAAACCGAGGCACUGAGGGCCUCAGAGAGGACCAGUCCAAUAUCCGAGGCACCAUGGGUCUCAGGGAGGACCAGUCCACAAACCAAGGCACUGAGGGCCUCAGAGGGGACCAGUCCACAAACCAAGCUACUGUGGGGCUCAGAGAGAACCAGUCCAAUAUCCGAGGCACCAUGGGUCUCAGUGAGGUCCAGUCCACAAACCAAGGCACUGAGGGCCUCAGAGAGGACCAGUCUACAAACCGAGGUACUGUGGGUCUCAGAGAGGACCAGUCCACAAACCGAGGCACCGUGGGUCUCAGAGAGGACCAGUCCACAAACCGAGGCACUGAGGGCCUCAGAGAGGACCAGUCCACAAACCGAGGCACCGUGGGUCUUAGAGAGGACCAGUCCACAAACCGAGGCACUGAGGGCCUCAGAGAGGACCAGUCCACAAACCGAGGUACUGUGGGUCUCAGAGAGGACCAGUCCACAAACCGAGGCACCGUGGGUCUCAGCGAGGACCAGCCCACAACCCGAGGCACCAUGGGUCUCAGAGAGGACCAGUCCACAAACCGAGAUACUGUGGAUCUCAGAGAGGACCAAUCCACAACCCAAAGCACCAUGGGUCUCAGCGAGGACCAGUCCACAAACCAAGGCACUGUGGGCCUCAGAGAGGACCAGGCCACAAACCAAGGCACUGUGGGCCUCAGAGAGGACCAGUCCACAAACCAAGGCACUGUGGGCCUCAGAGAGGACCAGUCCACAAACCGAGGCACCGUGGGUCUCGGCCAAGGACAGUCAACAGAUACUCUCAGGCAGGAACAGUGGACCGACCUAGGAACCAUGGCUCUCCCCAUCCCUGUCCACACCGACCGCACCUACAUCUCCUCCACUAUGAGUCGAGCGGGAGAGAGGACCUUACUGUCUGUGAGCUCCAACAGCACCUCCAUGUACCCUAAGGACUCCACCGUGGGCCUCCCGACCAGCCGCACCGGUGCCGGGGCUGGGGAUGUCACCGACAGGAUACCCUCCACUGGACCUGACCAUGGGCAUGACGCUACGUCUGGGUCUGACUCUCACCCCCACUCCAACACCAACUCUUCACAAGAGAGGCCUGGUGGUUUGUCCUCCAAAGGGACCAACCCGCUGACUGAACCCCCCAAUGUGACCCAACAGCAGGACCUAACCUCUCUGAUUUCGGAGGGAACCCGCUCCUCCACCCCCCCUCUCAGCGUGGCUGAUAACCACAGCAGACAGGACACAGACACAACAGACUCCAGUCAGCCUUCCAGAGGCAGGACGUCCCAGACAGAAGAUGGGGUCCCUGAUUCUUCACAGCCCCCCUUCCUGUUUUCAGAAGGACCCAGUCAUCCCAGCACCAACACCUCUCAGGGAGGAGAUAGAGAUACUCCCUCCAUCAUGGUCACCGGGUCUGGCACUUCCACAGAGUCCUCCACAGGUGCCCUCAGCACCCAGGGGGGCCAGGGUGAGACAGAAGGAGUCACAUCACUCCACACAGAGGACACACCUACCAUCGUAGGUCUGGCUCUAACUACUGCUCACCCGACGCUACGAGAAAGUGCCACCGCCCUGGAAGACUCCCUGUCCCGGUUCAUCUCAAGCCAGCCUCCCUUUGUCCCCAAGACAGAGCAGCCAUCGCCAUCGGUGACCACAGAGGUCCUGAUGUCCACCACAUCCGUUACCAUUACGAUGACGUCACAGGUCACUGAGGAGGAGACCUACAGAUUUACUACGGCAACCAGCACCACACUGACACCCCCUCUGGUUACGACAAGGAUGGUUCAGCUUAGCACCACCUCCGUCGAAGCCCAGACUCAACCCACCACCAUCCCUACCACCAUUACCACUGAGACCACUCUGGGUCUCCAGACCUCGGCUUCAACCCCCCUGCGCCCAGCUACACUUCAGACCCAGACCCAGGAGCCCUCAACAGGGGUGAGCUUCACCGACGUCACCAGCUUCACCGAUGUAACCACCUUGCCCCUGGAGACCAGCACGGCCACACCGGGGAACACCACGCCCCACAGCGGCCAGGACAUCACCACCACCACUACUACAGCCUCCUCUUCCUACAGCCACAGCACCACCACCAGGAGCACAGUGGAACUGCACACUACAGGGAAACACACUGACAGGAGGACCACUGAGGUAGAAGUGACCGCAGCUCCAAUGGACAUCAGAUCUACAUCUCAGACACCAGGUAGUGCCUGUGAAUCCAACCCCUGUCUGAACGGAGGUGAGUGUGGAGAGACCUAUGGAGGGAGGGAAUUCACCUGUUACUGUCUGUCAGCAUGGACAGGACCUAGCUGCAAUGAGGAUGUGGAUGAGUGUGAGAUUGGCCCCGGCCCCUCGGGCCCAUGUCCCAGUGACUCUACGUGUGUUAACACCAGGGGCUCCUUCAGCUGCGAGUGUCCCCUGGGCCUUGACAUUGAGAACGGACGAGACUGCACGCGAGCAAAAACCUUCUUGGGGACGUUCAGUGUCAACAACUCUCACUAUGACCCACUGCUCUCCAGGAGCGCCACACUGCAUGAGAUCCAGAGAGAGAUCAACCAGCUGCUCAAUGCCUCAUUAUCAAUUCUGCAUGGUUACCGGCGCUCUACUUUGAGUAAAAAAGGGGAAGACGGAGUUCAUAUCUCUGCUGUCAACAUGUUCUCCCUCUCUGCUGACGUGACCAGUUCUGAGGUUUACGACAGCAUACAGAUGUCUCUGAACAACUGUAACAGCACUGCUGGACACUGCAGAGUGGUGGUUACUCACCAGCUCUCCUAUCAAGUUGAGAGUCUGUGUCUGGCCCAGAACACACAGUGUCACCAAGAGCGUUCCUUCUGUGUCGACUCCAAUGGGACAGCCUACUGCCAGUGUCAACCAGGGUACUUCAAACUCAACCCUGAGGACCAGUCCUGCCUAGAAUGCGGUGAUGGUCUGAAAUGGGUCAAUGGAACCUGUGUCAGGUGCACAUUUGGAUUUGGAGGAUUCAACUGUGGAAAUUUCUACAAGCUGAUAGCUGUGGUGGUAUCGCCAGUAGGGGGUGCCCUACUCCUUGUUCUCAUCAUCGCUCUCAUUGUCACCUGCUGCAAGAAAGACAAGAAUGACAUCAACAAGAUCAUUUUCAAAAGUGGCGAUUUUCAAAUGUCGCCGUAUGCAGAGUUCCCAAAGAGUAACCGUGUUUCUAUGGAGUGGGGGAGAGAGGCCAUCGAGAUGCAGGAGAACGGUAGCACCAAGAACCUGCUACAAAUGACAGACAUCUACUACUCUCCUGCGUUACGUAACUCUGACCUAGAGCGUAACGGCCUCUACCCGUUCUCUGGCCUGCCAGGCUCCCGUCACUCCUGUAUCUAUCCCGCCCAAUGGAACCCUUCGUUCAUUAACGACGACUCACGACGUCGGGACUACUUCUGACGCCCAGCUACCCCGCCUCUGGUCCUGCCUAGCCAGCCAACCCCACCUCUGGCCCUGUCUAGCCAGCCAACUCCGCCUCUGGCCCUGCUUAGCCAGCCAACUCCACCUCUGGCCCUGCUUAGCCAGCCAACUCCACCUCUGACCCUGCUUAGCCAGCCAACUCCACCUCUGACCCUGCCAAGCCAGCCAACUCCGCUUCUGGCCCUGCCUACCCAGCCAACUCCACCUUUGGCCCUGCCUCACCAGCCAACUCCGCCUCUUGCCCUGCCUCACCAGCCAUCUCCACCUCUUGCCCUGCCUCACCAGCCAACUCCACCACUGCCAUAAGCCUAAUUUACACACCUUCUACUUCACUUCAACGUCCACAUAAGGUCCGCAUCUGCGCACCUCCUUGGCAAAGUGUCGGAACGGACAGGAGUGGACAUUCGAUUUUGCAUAAUUUUGUUUGAGUGGACCAAGCGGACAGCUCAGAAGUGGAAGGUGUAAAUUAGGCUUUAGCCUGGUCCCAGAUUGGUUUGUGCUCUUGCAUACUCCAUUGCUGUCCUUGUCAAGCCAAACAUUGCAAUGACUGAUACGGAGUUAGCAUGGUAGCAUAAACACACUGGCACGCAGGCUACCACUGCCUGGGCUCCAGUCAACCACAUCCAUGAUUAAGUGCACCAAAAACACUUCACACUGAUUUGAUCAGUGCAAAUUUGAUCAUAUGAUUUGAUCGUAUGUCAAAAGCAAUAAUAAAAGCAAUCCAUAAAUGAUAAAAGUUACGGUGUAUACCAUGCAUUCAUAAUAUGUGGAUGCAUGUCUGUCUGUUCUGCAAAGUGUGUGUGUCUGUGUGUAUGCGUGUGUGUGUGUGUGUGUGUGUGUGUGUGUGUGUGUGUGUGUGUGUGUGUGUGUGUGUGUGUGUGUGUGUGUGUGUGUGUGUACUGAAAAAGCAGGUUGAAAAGAGAAUGCUGCAAAAAACUUGUUUUGUGUGUGUCAAGUAUUGUUACAUUGUGUAAAGAUAUUUAACGGCAUGUCAGAUGGAAAAUCAAUGUACUGUAUUUGUCAGAUGAAGAAUAGAUGCACCAAAGUGGUUUCCUAGGACACAUUGAAUGAUGGUCAAGCUGCUGUCUGUCGAUCGGAACAGUACAACAGUUUUUGUAAUUUAUUGAAUGUAUUUCAACAGUUAAAAAUGUAUGAAGACAUUUUCAACAUGUUGCAUUGUCAGAGGGACUCAUACCCCACCCUGUUCUGUAGGGACAAACAUCUGAAGUUUGGAACACAAAAGGCUGUGUGUGUGUGUGUGUGUGUGUGUGUGUGUGUGUGUGUGUGUGUGUGUGUGUGUGUGUGUGUGUGUGUGUGUGUGUGUGUGUGUGUGUGUGUGUGUGUGUGUGUGUGUGUGUGUGUGUGUGUGUGUGUGUGCUUAACUAUACUUGUGGGAACCCACAUUUGACUAACUGGGGAUAUUUUGUUGGUCCCAACAAGGUCAAAUGCUAUUUCAAGGGGGUUUAGGGUUAAGGUUAGAAUUAGUGUUAGGGUUAGAAUUAGGUUUAGGGUUAGGAUUAGGAGCUAUGGGUUAGGUUUAAGGUUUGAUUUUCAGGUCAGGGUUAAGAUUAGGGUACGGGUUAGGGUUAGGGAGAAUAGGAUUAUGAAUGGGACUGAAUUGUGUGUCCUCACAUGGUUCGUUGUACAAGACUGUGUGUAUGUGUGUGAAUCUCGGAUUAAUUCAGUUCAAUAAACAUGCUAAGUGUCAGCUCUCAUUUAUGGUUUGCAUAGAGAUGUACUAUAUUUGUAGAUAGAGUACCCUUUUAUGUCUUUGUUGUUUUCCUUCUAAUAUGAAUGGUCUAUUACCUCUGGCGUUUUAGUCAGACAUGCAUAUUUCAUAAAUAAAAGAACAUUCUGUACAAUU